AUGUUCCUCCUCGGCAAACUCAUUUGCGCGCUGGCGGCCACGCGCCUCAGCGCGGCGCUGGAGCUCGUGGAAGCGACAACGACAUCGGUAUCCCUCCCCACCGCUUCUGAAUCUCCUUCCGAGCCACCACCGGCCUCGGACAGCCCCUACAGCCCCGGCUCGAACUCUUCCAUUGCCUCCAUCUCCUUCUCCGGCAACGGCUGCCCCCAGAACGGCGGCGGCGUGGGCCGGUUCGCCAACUACACGGGCAACCUGGUGGACGGCCAGGAGAUUGUCUAUCACAACUUCACGGCCGUGCAGCAGGGGGCCGCGUUCCCACCCACCGGGAGGACGCUCAACUGCCAGAUGCACCUGAGCGUCACGGGCGGCGACAUGGGGUGGCAGGUCAGCCCGGACGUCGUCAGCUACGGCGGCUUUGCCGUGCUGGACCCGGAGUCGGCGGUCAGCUUCUUUGUCACGACCUUUUGGUCGCAGGACGCGUCGUACACUUUCACGUCCCAGACGACCCUCUCCAACCCCGGAGACACCAGGGCGUCGCGCUUCGUCGGCACCAGCGUGCGCAGCGAGGUCUGGUCGCCCUGCGUCACCAGCGACGGCGGCGCCGUGGGCAUCUUCAACAUGAACUUUCGCGUCUCCACCGUGGGAGGCGGCGGCACCGGGCUGGCGUACUUUGGUCCGCUCGAGCUCAUGGGGCGCGAGGUGGCAUUGGUCAAGGAGCAGAUCACGUACAAGUGGCGUCGCUGCCAGCGGUGA
Molecule: messenger RNA, 753 nt
Organism: Pyricularia oryzae 70-15
Lineage: Eukaryota; Fungi; Ascomycota; Sordariomycetes; Magnaporthales; Pyriculariaceae
Exons: 2
Coding region: 1-753 (250 amino acids)
Source: RefSeq, a predicted model, not a curated record